AUGGCGAUGCACAAGACAUUGACAGACAACUUCUUGACGUGCAGCAUCUGCAUGGACGUCUUUGAUGACCCCUGUACACUUGUGUGUUAUCACACAUUUUGUCGGAAAUGUGUCGUUAGCUACACUGAAACCAGACCAGAAGCCAUCAGUGCCAAGUCUCUCCUCUGUCCAUUCUGUCGUAAGAUGACCAAAGUAGCCGACUCAAACAGGCCAGUUGAAGAGUGGGCACAGGAGGUGAAACCCAGCUUCUUGAUUCAGGGUCUCAUGGAUUCCUUCGCUCCCUGCAGUCAAGCAACAAAUAACUGCAACUUAUGUGAUGAGGACGGGGAGACAACUCCAACCAAUGCUUGGUGCGUCGAAUGUAACGUCCCACUCUGUGAUGGAUGCCUGAAGGCACAUAGACGUAUCCCUGCCUCCCGUCACCAUGACGUAUCUGACUUGUCACGGGAUGUCAAGGUGAAGAAAAGACGCAAACGUAUGUGUAAAGAACAUCCAGAUCAGAGGAUUCAGUUCUACUGCAAGGACUGUAAGAAACUGCAAUGUCAAUCGUGUUGCAUCUUGUAUCACAGAAAGUGUUAG
This is a messenger RNA of Haliotis rufescens (red abalone), 579 nucleotides long. RefSeq names its product E3 ubiquitin-protein ligase TRIM56-like. NCBI's taxonomy places the organism in Eukaryota, Metazoa, Mollusca, Gastropoda, Lepetellida, Haliotidae. The transcript is spliced from 2 exons. The coding region runs from base 1 to 579 and encodes 192 amino acids. Gene Ontology annotation, molecular function: zinc ion binding. The record is from RefSeq and is a predicted model, not a curated record.